Molecule: messenger RNA, 1607 nt
Organism: Sesamum indicum (sesame)
Lineage: Eukaryota; Viridiplantae; Streptophyta; Magnoliopsida; Lamiales; Pedaliaceae
Source: RefSeq, a predicted model, not a curated record
GGUCGUAUUUUCCUCUUUAUUGAAAAAAUAAAUAUAGAAAAAUGGCUAAAAAAAAUCUGAGUGACUUAAACACUCUCACAACCUCUCUAUCCACGACGAAAUUCAGAAAGCUAUGGUUCAUAGUUCUCUGGCGAUAACAUACCCAAAAUUGUCAUGCUCGUUUUCAUCUACUUCCACCUCCGACUCCCACCGCUCCUGCUUCUCCUUAGCGACCACAAGACUCAGGCGUUCAAGAUUUAGGAUUUUGUCCAAGAUUGAUGAUGGAUCUCCGGAUCAGUUUUUGCAGAACAAUUCCAUUGCUGAUUUCAUGAGGUUCAAGAGGAGCAACCAUGACGAGUUGCAGACUGCUGUUGUGAGCUACCGCAAGAAGUUCCCUUGGUCCCUUCUUCAACCCUUUCUGCAGGUGGACUUGGUUUCGACGAUUCAUAUUGCCGACAAGGAGUACUUCACUACACUGCAAAAAGUACUUGAGCCAUAUGAUUGUGUUCUUUAUGAGAUGGUUGCUAGCAGAGAAAGUUUAGAAAACAGAAGAAACCCUGAGGCUAGAAAGAAACUUAAGGGCUCAUAUUUACGAGGAUUUAAUGUACUUGGAUGCAUUCAGCGGCAGAUGGCUAAACUGCUUAUGCUCGAUUUUCAGCUAGAUUGUCUUGAUUACCAGGCUGAAAACUGGUACCAUGCAGAUCUUGACUUUGAAACUUUCAAAUUACUUCAGCUGGAAAAGGGUGAGAGCUUCUUCACAUUUGCCAGAGAUAUGACACUUAGAUCCACUAAAGCCAUAGUGCAGCCUACACCUGUUCGAGAGGAUCUUGGUCCUUGGAGAUCCAAACUUUUAUGGGCCUCCCGUGUUGUACCAAUGCCCCUUGUUGGUCUUCUCAUCAUUGGAAGUGUUUGCGCAGAUGUGGGAACUCAAGCCGAAUUUCCUGAAUUGGAAGCCUUGUCCAGGCUUGACUUUGGUGCGGCAAUGAAAGUUUUUCUAGCAAAGAGGCUAACAUCUGAUUGUAAUUUCAGAUUGUUGAGGAACAGAUAAGAGAAGAAUGAGAAGGUUAUUCACCAGAGUUUUAUGUCAGUCAAGCGAUUUUUUCUGCCAACAAUGGCAAACUGAUAGAAGAAGGAAUAUCACAAGUCUUUGAACCAGAAGGGCUUUCACUGUCCAGAAGAAGAAACUCGUAAAUAGGAAAAUUCAAUGGUGCUGUUUGGUUGAGCUAGGGAGAAAUGUUGGUCAGAAUUAGGUGAUGCUGGACACAAAAGCAAAAUACUUGGAACAGCAAUAGUCCAUGUCUGGCUAAACAAAGAUUGUAAGAAUUUGAAUAUGAAAUGAAGCAGUAUUUAUCUUAAUCUACUAAUGAAGUAAGACUAUAAAGAAUGAUAAAGUAAUCCACCGUGCGCAAUAGAAAACCUAGCCUAAGCUGAGAAAUGCAACAAACUGCUAAACUGGGAUGAUGAAGAGGGGAGAGACAAAUACUAAGAACCAAGAAUUAUUUUCAACAUAGUAUAAAUAGGCUACAUAAAAGUGAUGGAAUCAGACACUUAUGACAUGCAAAAAGAUAUGUAAGGUCAAGAUACCAAAAUCUGAUUUAUCUUGUUCUAUUUUUCACAUUCUGAUAACC